AUAUUUGCGACAAAUGCAAUGAAUCAUGUAUUGGGUUGGGAAAAUUUGCAACUUGAAUUAAUGAAAAUGGAAAUCAAUUAUCACCAGAAAUUUAAAGAACAAUUAAAUAAUAUUAAUCGAAAAAAAGAAAUACGAGAUAAAGAAUUAUUAUAUAAAGAAGUUUUACAAAAUUCAAAAUUACAACUAUUAGAUUGGUAUAGUAAUCUUUUUUCAUAUGAGAAAAUUACUAAAGAUUGA
Molecule: messenger RNA, 237 nt
Organism: Dentiscutata heterogama
Lineage: Eukaryota; Fungi; Glomeromycota; Glomeromycetes; Diversisporales; Gigasporaceae
Source: the annotation of a GenBank genome assembly